Molecule: messenger RNA, 567 nt
Organism: Cariama cristata (Red-legged seriema)
Lineage: Eukaryota; Metazoa; Chordata; Aves; Cariamiformes; Cariamidae
Product: heat shock transcription factor, Y-linked-like
Exons: 1
Biological process (GO): regulation of DNA-templated transcription
Molecular function (GO): DNA-binding transcription factor activity; sequence-specific DNA binding
Source: RefSeq, a predicted model, not a curated record
AUGAUGAUUUUAUCUUUCAAAGCUCAUGUGUCUCAUCUGUACGGAAAUAUAGAACAGAGAAGCCUGCCUUUUGAUAAGCAUCUAUAUAGACUGAUACACCACCAAGAAAAUGAAAAUAAUGUAUGUAACACUGGCUUAGGAGAAGAAAAGGUCUUCCAAACUUUGAGUCAUCCACCCUUCACAAAAAGACUGGACUUCAAUUCUUCUGAAGAGAGCUCUGGCAAAAGUCAUGGCUUUUCAUCCCUCAGCUCUCUGAAGAAGCUCUGGGACAUUGUUGAAAGCGAAGCAUUUCAGUCAAUUUGGUGGGAUUAGCAUGAAGAAUACAUAGAAAUUUAUGAAGAAUUGUUCAAGAAGGAAGUGCUUGGAAGGGAAGCACCUCUGAGAACUUUUGACACUGAGUGCGUGAAAAGUUUCACUUGUCACCUCCAUUUCCAUGGGUUCACCAGAAAACAAUGGGAUUUUCCAAGAUCUAACUCGUUCAAUGAUUCACUAGAAGAAGAAGCAGCCGGGGGUGUAUGUCAGAUUCUCUACCUGCAAACUAACUCUCAGAAUAUUCUAGUGGGAUAG